AGAAGAUUGGAGACUUCUUUUUGAUGAUGAGCGACUACCAUGAAGCAAUGGAGAGCUACAGCAGGGCUCUUGACGUGAUAGCUCGUGAUGCACCCUGACACAAGAGUGUUGAUGGAUAUCUGCGGAAUCGAUCCGGCUGACAUGGACGAGUCUAGAAUUCAACCAGGCGAUGAUUACGAGAUGGCUCCAGUUCCAGAUGCCGCGAAACAGGUGCUUGAGAAAGUCCAUGGUGAUCCUUUGCCUCGAAAAGCUGCCAUGGCCAGCAUUCUGCGCAGGAUCCUACCACCCAGGGCCAUCACAGAUACAUCCCUGCUGGACAGCUUUGCAAGCAUUCGAAACACAAUACGAAACCCUCGGGGAUUAUCAGCUACAAACCUUGUGGCUGUAAGCAGUGUGCCUGAGUUUUUCAGUGACCCAGAGUCCCUUGGUGUGGAUGGUGUUGGAAAAACAACGCUUGCAGCCAUGGUUGCCCACCAUGCAGAUGUCAGGCGUUUCUUUUUGGAUGGGGUCAUUUGGAUUUACAUUGGUCAAAUGGAACUCAACUAUACUCGUUACACCCAAUGUUUGAGAGAGCUGCUGGCUCAACUGUAUCUCGAGGUAAGGAUCAAGCUGCACCAAAUCCCAGAAUACUUUUAUAUGAAAGACAAACACUUACUUGAUCACCGAUGGCGCAACAAACUCCCAACACUGAGGGGAGCCAUGAACAUCCACCAACCCAACCACCAUCUAGCAGAAGACCUGUACAACAGACUGUCAAUUCAACAGCAAUAUGACUUGGAGAAUAACAUAGAAACAUAUAGAUCUCAAUUGCUCAAUCGGCUUCACUCCCCAGCUACCAAACGAGAGUGCCAAAAGAAACUGAAACAAAUUGACAAGCAAUUCAAAGCAGCAGUGAAAGAGGAAAUCAGAACAAGAAGCUGCGUAGAGCCACCAACAGCGCAUGAUCAACAACAUGAAGCCAAAGGCAAUUCGAAAGCAGCCAAGAGGAUUCGGGGAAUGCGAAGAGCAGAGAAAGUCUCCAAUGUCUUCCGAAAAUUGACAACAUCCGGAAUCCAGAAAAGCAAGGAGGGCUGUGUACCUAUUAGUACCAGAGGACCCAGCAGAAGAUCCCAAAACAUGUCAGAACUGAAACGGGAGGAUGCUCCGGAGGUAAUUGAAGCCCUACUGGAAGAGAAACAGGAAACACUUUGUCAGUCCAAAGAUUGCAACCUACAAGUCCCCGACGGAUUUCACAAUGAAAUUUGA
Messenger RNA from Seminavis robusta, 1245 nucleotides. Lineage: Eukaryota; Bacillariophyta; Bacillariophyceae; Naviculales; Naviculaceae. The record is from the annotation of a GenBank genome assembly.